Molecule: messenger RNA, 525 nt
Organism: Schistosoma intercalatum
Lineage: Eukaryota; Metazoa; Platyhelminthes; Trematoda; Strigeidida; Schistosomatidae
Source: the annotation of a GenBank genome assembly
AUGAAUGUUAGGAAUGCUAGACCAACCGACUUGCUAAACAUGAGAGAUUGCAAUUUAGAUUGCUUGCCGGAAAACUAUCAAAUGAAGUACUAUUUUUAUCAUGGUUUAUCUUGGCCACAAUUAUCAUAUGUAGCAGAAACAGAUAGUGGAGAGAUUGUGGGCUAUGUCUUGGCAAAAAUGGAAGAAGAUCCAGAAGACGUCCCUUAUGGACAUAUUACUUCUUUGGCAGUCAAACGACCAUAUCGGCGAUUAGGGAUUGCUCAGACGCUGAUGAAUCUGGCAUCAAGAGCUAUGGUAGAAAAUUUUCACGCUAGAUAUGUCUCUCUUCACGUUCGGAAGAGUAACAGGGCUGCACUUACUCUCUACAAAAAAACUCUACACUUUGUAGUAUCAGAUAUAGAACCUAAAUAUUACGCUGAUGGUGAGGAUGCCUACGCUAUGAAAAGGGACCUUAAGACAUUAUGGGACAAGUAUGGGCCUUCAGAUGUUCCUUUCAAAGAAUCGAAAAGCAAAAAUACUCAAUAA